CUCACUCCACAUAUCCAUCCAUAAAAUUAUCUAAACUCCGCUCCAAACCGCCCAAGGUGGGGGUAAUAACUGUUGACUCGCCACAGCUUGACGCACCGAGCAUUUUCUUUAGUUUGUUUUUCCAUUUGUAAUCGUCACGUCGUAAAACCCCGUCGUUAUCGAGUCCUCCCCGCGUCAUCGUCAAUCGCGCAAUCGAAAUCGAAGCAAAAGUCAGUGCAUCAUCCGAGUGCGCGUGCCGGGUGCCUCGGUAGUAUCCUCGAGGAGCAAUAACAAUUCGGUGAGCGUCAGAGGAGUGAACAAAACGAGAAAUAAUUUUCCAAGUGGAGUGGGAAAAUCGUUUUAACCUAUUUGUGGACAUUACGAGUGUUCAAGCCAGGGUUAACCUUCAAAUUACAGCAGCUGACACUCCUAGGCCAGGGAUACCGUGGUUUCCGUGGAAUAAGGGACUCGGAGUGCUGGUGAUAAGGAAUUAUUGGGGAUCGCCGGGGGAAGAUGUGAUGCGACUGCUAAGAAGCUUCGUCUCAUGGCUGAGAUGCAUUACACGUCAAUACCACGAGAUCUGUCUGGCGAGCUUGUUUUACUCAAGAAAAUAUCGAAGUUUGAUACUUUGGACUGUCGGGAUAAAACCUUUGCCAAUGAUACUAACUCUCCCAGUGGUCCCCUGUUGCGUGGUGACAUGAGCCAAGGAGGAGAGAGGUGCCAUAAGGAACGCAAGGAACACCGUGACAAGUGUAGAGCGUACAGAAAGUACUCGGAAUUGACGCCACCGAGUCACCACAGCUACGACAAUUAUGGUAAUUCAGUGGCCAGCAAGUCAAAUUCCUUGCCCGGGAGAUGCAAUGCACCUGCCCAGGGCUCGGGGCCUCUCGUGGCGACUGGAAUUCCAGCGGAGGACCUGGCGAGUCAGCUGACGAUCCUAGAUGUCGGGGUUUUCAAGGCAAUCCGGCCCGAGGAGCUGUCCAGCUGUUCCUGGAAUAAGAAAAACAAACUUCUGGUGGCGCCGAAUGUCGUCGCUUUCACCAGGAGAUUUAAUCACGUGAGCUUCUGGACAGUCCAAGAAAUUCUAAACUUCUCAACCCCGAAGCAGCGUUCAGAAAUGAUCGCCCACUUUAUUCGUGUCGCAAAGAAAUUGUACGACUUGAAUAAUAUGCACUCAUUAUUCGCUAUCAUAUCCGGUCUCCAAAGUGCUCCGAUAUAUAGAUUGAAUAAAACGUGGGCCUGCCUCUCGAAAAAGGAUAAGUGCACGUUCGAUAAGCUUGCCGAGGUCUUCAGUGAUAAGAAUAAUUGGAUGAAUCUCAGGGCGCACAUGGAGACGCUCAGAUUACCUUGCAUUCCUUACUUGGGACUUUUUCUUACUGAUCUUGUAUAUAUUGAUAUGGCUCAUCCCUCUUCUAAGAAUAACGACAACCAUCAAAGGGCAAUUAAAAUGAACACAGUGCUGACGAGAGUAACAGUGUUUCAAGCCAGUGAUUACUCUGGCAUCAUUCCAUUACCAGAUGUUCAGAGAUAUUUGAAUAGUGUCAGAUACAUCGAGGAGCUGCAGAAAUUCCUUGAGGACGAUCAUUUCAAACUAUCGAUGAAGCUCGAACCGAACUCCCCAGUGGCCUCAUCGAGCAGCAGCAAAGAAUCCGUGGGAGACGUAGCAACAGGCGUUGCAGCCUUGUCCCUGUCACCAGCUAGAGGUUGUGCGGGCUCCCUUCGCCUCCACGCAGCCUCAGCAGCCAACAAAUUCGUACCAGGGCAUCGAAAAUGUCGGAGUUUAGGCACCAACAUCUUUGGGAAAGCAUCGGGGACGUCGUUGGAGCCUGGCCAAAUAACAGUGCGUCAUCUCCUGGACGAUUCAGUUCUCGAAGAGCCUCAUUUGGUGUCUCCAGUCGUUGACCUGGAUCAGAAUUCACCUGGAACUCCCACAGAUGCUCUCAAUGACGAUUGCAGUUUGCUUUCUAGAACGAGCACGUUACCGAUCCUCCCCUGUACCGUGGACGGUAUAAUGGAGCCCCGUUGUUCGAUGCAGGGGCUCCUACGUCGAAAAGUUGUCCUCAGAGACGGCAGAAAGCCUGCAGUAUCGACGUGGCAGAGGUACUGGAUCCAGCUCUGGGCCUCCUCGAUAGUCUACUUCUCCCCCAAAUGCUUCAAGGGCUCGGACAGAUCCGACUUCAAACGCGAGCCCUACAAAAUGGUCUCAAUACUCGGAUGGGUUAUUGAGUCCUCGGACAGUAUGUUCCAUCGAGAUACUUUCCUCCUCACUGAUCCCAACAAGGGCAACGUCUACAAGUUCCGAGCUGGGUCUGGUGACUUUGCUGAUCAGUGGGUCAAGGAACUACGUGCCACAGUGCGAGGCGGUGUCGAGAGGAAGCCAAUACCUGCUAAUCUCAUGUCCUUCGAGUAAACUGGAUCGCUCGUCGGUAAUUUAUCACGCGUUGCUUUUCACUCACGUAUGAAAUUACUUAUCACUCAAUGGUAGAGGAAACUGGAUUUAAAAAUUGCCAAUUGCCAAUUUUCAUAAUGGCCAAAAACGAAAGGCUUUGAUAUUAAUGCUCAUUGCGGUUCCAUGCGCUUGGUUGCAAAGAAGACAAGUUGUCAGGGUCAUUAAUUUUUUCAUCUUGUUUCUCUAUUUAUUCACAUUUUGGAGGGAAAUGGCGAAGAACAGGAGAGAUGUGUUCAAAUGAAAAAUUUUAAUUGCAGUCUGUCCAUGAAACUCUGAAUGAAUUGACAGAUUAUGAGGUAUAAAGUUAAGGAAAACAAUUUUUUGUGCUAAUGGACCUCUCAUUUAUGGACUGUGAUUCGAAAAUAAAAUGCCCGUUUUCGUAAUGUUAAAAAUGAAAGGCUUUGGUCUUAAUGCUCAUUGCGGUUCCAUGGGCUUGGUUGCAGAGAAGACAAGUUGUCAGGGUCGUUAAUUUUUUCAUCUUGUUGCUCUAUUUAUUUACAUUUUGGAGGGAAAUGGCGAAGAACAGGAGAGACGUGUUUACGUGAAAAAUUUUUAUUUCAAACAUCUUUUAGUUGAGUUUUGAAAAUAUAUCGGCAGACAGUGGUUGACAGUCCAUCCAUGGAACUCUGAAUAAAUAGACAGAUUAUAGGGUGUAAAAUAGAGGAUAACAAGGUUUUGGUAUGCAAUAAAUCUUUCAUUCAAUCACGACUAUUCCAUUCAUGAGCUGUGAUCUAUGAAUGAUAUGUCUGUUUUCAUAAUGGCAAAAAACCAAAAGCUUUGAUAUUAGCAGAGAAGACAAAUUGUCAAGGCAAGUCGUUAAUUUUCUCAUCUUGUUUCUCUAUUUAUUAAUAUUUAAAUUUGGGAGGGAAAUGGCGAAGAACAGGAGAGACGUGUUUACAUGAAGAAUUUUUAUUUCAAAGAUCUUUCAGUUGAGUUUCGAAAAUAUAUCGGCAUACAGUGGUUGACAGUUCAUCCAUGGAACUCUGAAUAAAUAGACAGAUUGUAAGGUGUAAAAUUGAGGAUAACAAGAACAAAGUUUUUGUGUUCACAAUAGAUCUUUCAUUCAAUGACUUGAGACUAUUUCAUUUAUGUCUGUUUUCAUAAUGUUCAAUAACGAAAAGCCUUGUUAAUUCUCAUUAUGGUUCCACGGGCUUGAUAGGAGACAAAACAAGUUGUCACGUCAAGUCGUUAUUUUUCCAUCUUGUUUCUCUAUUUAUUUAAAUUUUGUAGGGAAAUUGCAAAGAUCAGGAGAGAGGUAUUUACAUGAAAAAUUUCAAUUUUAAGGGUCUUUUCGUUAAGUUUUGAAUAUAUAUUCGCUGAUAAUGAUAAACAGUCUAUCCGUGGAAUACUGAAGGCAUUCAAUAAGUUUAUGGACUAAGAAAUAAUUAAUUAGAUUACGAAUUUGGAGAAGUAAAUCUGUAGUGAAUUGGUAAACUAGGAUAAGUGCAUUUCA
Messenger RNA from Diachasma alloeum, 3881 nucleotides. It is a transcript of the gene RalGPS, whose product is annotated as ras-specific guanine nucleotide-releasing factor RalGPS2. Gene Ontology annotation, molecular function: guanyl-nucleotide exchange factor activity. The transcript is spliced from 10 exons. Gene Ontology annotation, cellular component: plasma membrane. The record is from RefSeq and is a predicted model, not a curated record. NCBI's taxonomy places the organism in Eukaryota, Metazoa, Arthropoda, Insecta, Hymenoptera, Braconidae. The coding region runs from base 524 to 2389 and encodes 621 amino acids. Gene Ontology annotation, biological process: positive regulation of GTPase activity; Ras protein signal transduction.